AUGGUGGGAUCAUCCACUUCACAUACUGAAUCCACACCUCUCUUGAACGACGAUACUUCAGCACAUAAACACACAUACAAUGCUGACGAUUCCGAUCAUAUCAGUGUCACUUCAUCCUCUUCUGCGUCCUCAACUGAGGCGGGCAGCCAAAACAAGGGAGAAGCUAUUGUUGCUCGUCGACUCAAAGGUGCCCACUUGUUUGUGAUAUUAACAGGCCUAUGGACGGGUGUUUUCUUAUCGUCAUUGGAUGCAAGCAUUGUGGCCACUAUUUACCCACAGAUUGGUACGGAGUUCAAGAGAUCAAAUGAAAUUAUAUGGGUGGCUACAUCUUAUAUGUUAAGUUAUACUGCGUUGCAGCCUUUAUAUGGCCGAAUCUCGGACGCUUUUGGUCGCAAGUCUGCGUUGUUAUUCGCCGCCGUCAUAUUCUUUAUUGGUUCAUUCUUAUGUGGUGCUGCGAAUAGUUUGUGGUCGUUGGUAAUCGCUCGUGGUAUUGCAGGCAUUGGAGGAGGUGGUUUGAAUACCAUGAGCUCGGUGAUUACGAGUGACAUGGUACCACUCCGAGAACGCGGGAAAUAUCAAGGUUAUGCAAACAUUGCGUAUGGUCUUGGAUCAAUUACUGGUGCACCAUUGGGAGGAUUUAUUACUGACACAGUGGGAUGGCGAUAUUGCUUUUAUAUCAACUUGCCUCUACUAGUGAUCUCUUUGUAUGUUGCGACAUGUUUGCUGACAAAUUACAAUCUUGAGGAGCAAGAUGAUGAUCUUUCAACGUGGGAACGCUGCAAAAAUAUUGAUUAUCUUGGUGCAUGCACUAUUGUCACUGCCGUUGUAUGCUUCAUGGUUGCCACCUCACUCGGAGGCAACUCCCUUCCAUGGUCGGAUCCAAUUGUUGUGGGAUGCUUGGUUGCUUUUCUGGUGAUGACUAUUGUAUUUUGUGUGGUAGAGGCCAAAGUUGCAUCCAAUCCUCUGAUGCCCUGGCACAUCAUCUCAAGUCGCACACCAUUUUCAUGCUCGUUGGUCAAUUUUUUCGGCGUCAUGGGCAGUUUUGGCAUGACCUAUACCACCCCUUUGUUCUUCCAGGGUCUCUUGGGCUACUCCCCUUCGGAAGCUGGCUUAUUCUUUUUGCCAAAAGUAGCUGCCAUGUCUGCGGGAUCAUUAGCAGCAGGCUUCUACAUGUCCCACACUGGUGAAUAUAAACGAUUUAUAAUCACAGCAUCUUCUCUUGCCUGUGUUUCCAUGGUGUGUUAUUCCUUGUGGCAUCCUGGUAGUUCGUUCUUCUUCAUUAUUCCCACGUUGCUGCUUGAUGGGUUCUCUUCAGGCUGUAUCAUAACAGCUGCUUUGGUGGCGAUGCUUUCAUGCGUCCCUCAGCAUGAAAUGGCUACUAUCACAUCUAUGUCAUAUCUCUUCCGUUCUACAGGUGGUGUUAUCGGUAUUUCUGGAACAUCGGCUAUAUUCCAAGGAGUGGUAAAGGACAUUCUCGUUGAAAAGAUCAAAGGACCUGAUGCAGAAAAGAUUAUUGAUAUCGCUCGCAAAUCCAUGACUGAGAUUCGUGAUUUGUUACCCGAUGAUGCUUUGAAUACUGUACUUGACGCAUACCAGACUGCCAUCAAGGAUGCCUUUUUAUUCUGCGUUGGUGUUUCGAUUCUGGGGUUGUUGUCGAGCGUCUUUAUAAGACAAUACCAGCUGGACAACAAAGUUAGAAAAUAG
Lichtheimia ornata is the source of this 1704-nucleotide messenger RNA. RefSeq lists its product as uncharacterized. The transcript is spliced from 9 exons. Gene Ontology annotation, biological process: basic amino acid transport; transmembrane transport. Gene Ontology annotation, molecular function: basic amino acid transmembrane transporter activity. The record is from RefSeq and is a predicted model, not a curated record. Lineage: Eukaryota; Fungi; Mucoromycota; Mucoromycetes; Mucorales; Lichtheimiaceae. Gene Ontology annotation, cellular component: fungal-type vacuole membrane. Bases 1 to 1704 code for a protein of 567 amino acids.